Symbiodinium pilosum is the source of this 458-nucleotide messenger RNA. Lineage: Eukaryota; Dinophyceae; Suessiales; Symbiodiniaceae. The record is from the annotation of a GenBank genome assembly.
GUGACUGUUACAAGCGCCGCCACGGAAAGGCCACGUGGCGCUGUGGCGUACAUGCUCACAAGAACCGGCCGCAGUGCUGCUGCUCCAAUGGAGCCUUGAUAGCUUACCACAAAGAUGACGCCUACCGCAAGGACUUCUGCCCCAAGACUCCCAAGUGGUAUGACAUCACUUCCAGCCUUAAAAUCGACAUCAACAGCGGCUGGCAGGCGAAGUAUGUGCAAGCGAAGAAGUGCGAGCUCCGGGACCAUACCUCCGUGGCCACCUACCACAAGAAGAAGUCUGCUGGAGACAAGGCCUCCGCGACCUUUGGCACAGUGGGCCAGUGGAUCUCAGACCACAGGCCCAGGAUCGGCGAGUACCAGGUGCCCGUCACCAACACCGCAACGGGGCAACAGGGCUUGCAGACACGACGCUACUUCUACACCAAUGCCGGUCUCGCAAAGAAGUACGACCACUGA